Molecule: messenger RNA, 362 nt
Organism: Rubroshorea leprosula
Lineage: Eukaryota; Viridiplantae; Streptophyta; Magnoliopsida; Malvales; Dipterocarpaceae
Source: the annotation of a GenBank genome assembly
AAGACCCAGGUCCUAGUUGCUCCAGUAUUGAUCCAUUUGUGCAUCACUUAGGGAGGAAAAAUGGAGGGUAUGAAAAUGGCUAUGAUUCUGACCAUCUACAUCACGAUUCUUGCUACUUUCGCCAGUUUCAGAGUCACCGUGGGGCUCGAAGAUGUAGGGGCUAUUGCACCAUCACGAAUGGAGAGUGCUGGAGUGGCUCAUGGCGUUCCAGUCAUAUUCGCGGCGGUCAUGGCUUGCAUUGUUGCCUGGUUCUUCUGAGUUUAGUUUUUACUUUAUUGUUCUUCUAGCUCACUGAUGGAUUGCUCAAAAUUUCCUUCUCCUUUUAUUUUAUUUUAUUUUUUCAAAAAAUUUCUUCUCUUUUC